Molecule: messenger RNA, 2696 nt
Organism: Callorhinus ursinus (northern fur seal)
Lineage: Eukaryota; Metazoa; Chordata; Mammalia; Carnivora; Otariidae
Source: RefSeq, a predicted model, not a curated record
UUUAUUUUCACUGAGAAGAAGAAACCAACUAACUGUGGAGGUUAAACAGAUAGGGAGAGUUCAUUUUUCUUCUACAGGUCAAGAGGCCAGUUAAUGAUUAGUGCCACCCAAGCGGGUGUUUGGUGUCCAAAACUUUGAGAGGCUGGCUUGUAGGAGUCGGCUUCACCCCAGCUCUGAGAAUUGCAGCUCAGCGAUGCCCCCAGGUCUCAGGAAGAUACAGUUCUGCUCAUGGGGGCUCCUUUUGUGGCUCAGCAUUGGAAGUGCAGGAGAUGCACCUCCUACCCCACAGACAAAGUGCACUAACUUCCAGAACGCUAAUCUUCUCCAAGGCACCAAUCUCAAAGUCCAGUUUCUCCUCUUCACCCCUUUGGCUCCCAGCUGUGGGCAGCUAGUGCAGGAAAGUAGUGACAUCCAAAACUCUGGGUUCAAUGCCACUCUAGGAACCAAACUACUCAUCCAUGGAUUCAGGGCCUUAGGUACAAAGCCUUCCUGGAUUGAUAAAUUCAUUGGCACUCUUCUUCGGGCAGCAAAUGCUAAUGUGAUUGCUGUGGACUGGGUUUAUGGUUCUACAGGUGUCUACUUCUCAGCCGUGGAAAAUGUGGUUAAGCUGGGACUUGAGAUCUCCCGUUUCCUCAGAAAACUUCUGGUGCUGGGUGUGCCGGAGUCUUCAAUCCACAUCAUUGGUGUUAGCCUGGGUGCCCACGUUGGGGGCAUGGUGGGACAUUUCUACAAAGGCCAGUUAGGACGGAUCACAGGCCUGGACCCUGCUGGACCGGAGUACACCAAAGCCAGUCUGGAGGAGCGCCUGGAUCCUGGAGAUGCCCUCUUCGUGGAGGCCAUCCACACGGACGCUGACAAUUUGGGUAUCCGGAUUCCUGUUGGACACGUGGACUACUUUGUCAAUGGAGGCCAAGACCAACCCGGCUGUCCCACCUUCAUUCAUGCAGGCUACAGUUACCUGAUCUGUGAUCACAUGAGGGCUGUGCACCUCUACAUCAGUGCCCUGGAGAAUUCCUGUCCACUCGUGGCCUUUCCCUGUGUCAACUACAAGGCCUUUCUUGCUGGACAAUGUCUGGAUUGUUUUAACCCUUUUCUGCUUUCCUGUCCAAGAAUUGGGCUGAUGGAACAAAGUGGUGUCAAGAUAGAGCCGCUUCCUAAGGAAGUGAAAGUCUUCCUCCUGACCACUGCCCGGGCUCCAUACUGUGUGCAUCACAGCCUCGUGGAGUUUUACUUGCAGGAGCCAAGAAACAAGGACACCCUCAUCUCCGUCACCUUCCUUAGCAGCAAUGUUACUUCUUUGGUCAAGAUCACCAUACCUAGACAGGAACUCCAGGGGAAAGGAGUCAUAGCUCACACCAACCCUCAGUGCCAGAUAAACCAAGUGAAACUCAAGUUUCACUCUUCCCACCGAGUUUGGAGAAAAGACCGGACCACCAUUGUUGGGAAGUUCUGCACUGCUCCUUUGCCAGUCAAUGACAAGAUUGGAGAAAACAAUGGAUGCUGAAUUCUCUGUACUAAAAUAGCAAUUGAAAAGAAGUUCUUGGAACAAGAGAGGGGAUGGAGAGCAGGGAGGAAGAUGGAAGACCCCUUACCAUUGCCUCCUCUGGAUAUCUGGAAGGUUUUGGGGAUCAGAGAGAUCUUUUGGGGAUAGAAGUGGAUCUUCUUUGCAUCAGUGUUUCCCCAACUUUGUUGUAAGUUACCUCACAUCAGCCAUAGUCCAGCAAGAAACAGAUGAUGUGCUCAAAAUGGGUAAUUUGUGGAGAAUUUAAUAAAAAGACUAUUGACAGAGGUGUUAGUAGGAAGUGGGAAGACCAAAAGGGAUAGUGCGGUUCUCCGGGGCCAGGGACCGUGGCAACCGCUACUGCGCUCGGUCUGAAGAGGCAAGAGCACCAGAACCCCGAGACUGAGAGGGGCUGCCAGACCUUCAGACAAAGGACACGGUCACCGGGCAGCAAUCCUGCAGGGAGGAGGCCAGGGAAAUGGAUUCUGUGACCUCGCUCUUCUCUCUGCCCUCAUCUCCUGCUCGUGCUCCCCACUGAAUGACUCCAACCAGAAACCAGAAGGCGAGAGGCAUGCUGAUGUGAGCCAGGGCGUAUAGCAGGACAGGGAAGGGUGGAGAGGGGCUGGGGUGGGGCUGAGGAACAGAGAUCUGGCAUACCCCUUCCCCGCUCUCUCCGCAGCCAGGUGCUUCCUGGAUUCUUCCAGACUUAAUCGUUUUCUUUAACCCUUUAAAGCAUCAUUUUAAUCAUUUUUAAGUGUACAGUUCAGUAGUCUUAAGUACAUCCAUCCUGUUGUACAACCAUUAACCACUUUGCAUCUCCAGACCUUCUUCAUCUUCCCUAACUGAAACUCUUUCCCCAUUGAACAGUUGUUCAUUGCCUCGCCCCGCUGCCCCAGGUAAUCACUAUUCUGCUUUCCGUCUCUAUGAUUUCUACCCUUCUAGAAUACCUCAUACAAUCAUACAGUAUUUGCCCUUUUGUAUCUGGCUUAUUUCACUUCGCAUAAUGUUUUCAAGGUUCGCCCAUGUUAUAGCAUGUGUCAGAAUUUCCUUUCCUUUUCAAGGGUGAAUAAUAUUCCAUUGUAUGUAUAUUCCACAUUUUGGUUAUUGAUUCAUCCAUCCGUGGACACUUGGAUUACUCCAGCUUUUGGCCAUUGUGAAUAAUGCUGCUGUGAACAUAGGCGUGCAAAUAUCUGUU